AUGGCUCGUGUCGCAGCCUUGACCCUGCUCUCAGCAGCAGCUCUUCCCGGUGCUAUGGCCUGGGGAGCAAUGGGUCAUGAAACUGUUGCCUAUAUUGCUACCAACUUUGUGGCCACGUCGACAAAGACAUACUUCCAGACUCUUCUGGGCGACACGUCAACCGACUAUCUGGCGUCGGUUGCCAGUUGGGCAGACUCGUACCGCUACACCACAGCCGGCAGCUUCUCCUCGGGCUACCACUAUAUUGACGCGCAGGACAACCCGCCGUCGUCGUGCGGCGUGGACUUGGACCGGGACUGCGCCGACGGCUGCGUCGUGAGCGCCAUCUCCAACUACACGGAGCGCGUGCUCAACACCAAGCUCAGCACCGCGGACCGCCAGAUUGCCGCCAAGAUGAUCAUCCACUUUAUCGGCGACAUUGGGCAGCCGCUGCACUGCGAGGAGCUCGAGGCCGGCGGCAACGGCAUCGACGUCACCUAUGACGGCGAAGACACCAACCUCCACCACAUCUGGGACUCGGAGAUCCCCGAGUCCGUGUCUGGCGGCUCUUCUCAGUCUUCUGCCAAGACUUGGGCCACCACAUUGACGACUGCCAUCAAAUCGGGCACCUACAAGUCCGAGGCUGCCGGCUGGGUUUCUGAUCUAGACAUCACGGACGCUGAGACGACGGCUACGGGCUGGGCCUCCGAGUCCAACGCCUACGUCUGCUCGACCGUCCUCAAGGGUGGCCUCUCCGCCGUUGAGAACAAGGAGCUCGAUGGCUCGUACACGACCACGGCGCAACCGGUUGUCAAGGAGCAGAUUGCCAAGCAGGGAUACCGGCUGGCCAAGUGGCUUGACGCUAUUGCGGCAGCCUAA
Messenger RNA from Pestalotiopsis fici W106-1, 858 nucleotides. RefSeq names its product Nuclease S1. Gene Ontology annotation, biological process: DNA catabolic process. Gene Ontology annotation, molecular function: nucleic acid binding; endonuclease activity. The coding region runs from base 1 to 858 and encodes 285 amino acids. NCBI's taxonomy places the organism in Eukaryota, Fungi, Ascomycota, Sordariomycetes, Amphisphaeriales, Sporocadaceae. The record is from RefSeq and is a predicted model, not a curated record. The transcript has 3 exons.